ACUCUUCACUCUCUCUCAGUUUCCUUUGUCACCAACCACACCAAUAUAAAAAGGGUAAUAAUUUCAUUCAUUCAGUGUAAGUGGACAAUCAAUCGCAGGCAGACAGAGUAGAGAGAAAAAGAUGGCUUGCAGGCAGUUAUGGGCUUCAAGAGCAGCAUCAUACCUCAGGAUCUCUCUCUUUCACAGAAGCUUCUCUAACGUUUUGAACAAUCUGAAGUAUGCUGAUUCUCAUGAAUGGGUGAAAGUUGACGGAAAGUCUGCAACCAUUGGCAUAACUGAUCAUGCCCAAGAUCAUUUGGGUGAUGUUGUGUAUGUUGAAUUGCCAGAAGUGGGAACGGCAGUGACACAAGGAGAUGGUUUUGGUGCAGUUGAAAGUGUGAAGGCAACUAGUGACAUCAACUCUCCUGUUUCAGGAAAAGUGAUUGAAGUUAAUGAAGAGCUCAGCAACUCUCCAGCUUUGGUCAACUCAAGCCCUUAUGAAAAUGGAUGGAUAAUUAAAGUUGAGAUGAGUGACAGUGGCGAACUUGACAAAUUGAUGGAUUCAGAAAAGUAUACCAAGUUCUGUGAAGAAGAAGAUUCCAGUCAUUAAUACUCUUGCGGAUAUCUUUCAAUACUUCCCAUGGUAUAGAUGAUGUCAAUUUGGAUGCUAAGAAUUGCUUCUUUUUGUAUUUCUGUCUGUCUUGACUGCUCUUUUCAUUUUUUGCGUGAGCUUCUGAUGCAGAGGGAUGAUAUUUUCACCCUUUGCAAUGGAAAUAUGAGAUUGAUAACCUGGGAAGUUUGAUAAUAAAAAACGUUGAGUAGUUUUUAUUGUUUUGAGAUACUGCCAAUUUCGUCAUAUGACAUUCAUUUUAGUUUGA
Molecule: messenger RNA, 857 nt
Organism: Medicago truncatula (barrel medic)
Lineage: Eukaryota; Viridiplantae; Streptophyta; Magnoliopsida; Fabales; Fabaceae
Product: glycine cleavage system H protein 2, mitochondrial
Exons: 3
Coding region: 122-589 (155 amino acids)
Biological process (GO): protein lipoylation; glycine decarboxylation via glycine cleavage system
Cellular component (GO): mitochondrion; cytoplasm; glycine cleavage complex
Source: RefSeq, a predicted model, not a curated record